Messenger RNA from Daucus carota subsp. sativus, 3267 nucleotides. Its product is annotated as E3 ubiquitin-protein ligase BRE1-like 1. The transcript is spliced from 19 exons. The coding region runs from base 169 to 2757 and encodes 862 amino acids. The record is from RefSeq and is a predicted model, not a curated record. Lineage: Eukaryota; Viridiplantae; Streptophyta; Magnoliopsida; Apiales; Apiaceae. Gene Ontology annotation, cellular component: nucleus; HULC complex. Gene Ontology annotation, molecular function: ubiquitin protein ligase activity; metal ion binding.
AAACCAAGUGUGAAUGUCACUGACAUAAAAACCCACGUGGCACUCUUCCACCAAAAACCAAUAAACUCCAUGUACACAAGACACAAUACAAUACGCACGGCGGGCUAUUGUACUCAGAAAACCCCACACACACAGUGAGUAUCGUAUCGUGUGUGUAUAUAGACUCUGAUGAACCCUAAAGACAAUUCAACAAUCUCUCACUCUAAGUCCGAUUCUUUCAAUCAUUCAAUGGAAUACCAGCUUGAUACGAAAGUGCUCCAAUUUCAAAAUCUUAAGCUUGUUCAGAAGUUAGAAGCUCAAAAGGUUGAGUGUACUGCUCUUGAGAACAAGUAUAGUCAGCUGAGGGACAAACAAUUACCUUACGAUAAUACAUUGGAAGUGGUUCAUAAGGCUUGGGAAGAGGUCGUCAUUGAUUUGGAGUCAAGUUCCAAACGCUUAAAGAACCGUGCGGGAUUAUGUUUAGGUGCUAGAAAUGAAUUUAAUGAAGAUGAUUGCUCAUCUCCGCGGGAGGAUGAAUUUCUUAAACGACUUGUAGAAACUGGUGCAACAGAGAGUAGCUUUUUGAGUAACAUCCACAGUCAGGUGAAUGAAGUUAGACAAGCAGUAGGUGAAAGAACCAAGAUGAUUUUAUCUAAUCUGGUCGGCGGGAUUAAUGAUCUUUGGUGCUUAAAGGGAGGAUUAUAUGCUUCAGCUCAAAAUCCAGAAGAUGGUUACUGCAGGCAGAAUACAAGUAUUAAAAUGGAGGAAGAGGUUAAAACACUUAGAUUGCUAGUAAGUGAUCUUCAUUUAAAGCAUAGAACACUUUCUAGUGAAUUGCAGAACCAGCGAGAUAUCGAUGCGAAAAAUAAAGCUCAGCUGAAACAUCUAAAAGCGGAGUUGGACAGUACUAUAGCUGAACUUGAUGAAAGCAACUGUAGACUAGCAACCUUAAAAGCAGAAAAAAAUGCUGUGAAGGGAGUAAAUUUCCCUGUCCUUGUCGGGAAUAAGCAUGUUGCUAGUGAGAGGGCAAGGAAUAAACAAGAAGAUUUGCAUGAUAUGGAGUCUACACUGAAGGACUUGCUGGAUCAAUCUUCUUCUCGACUAAUUGAACUCAAACGUCUCUAUGAAGAAAGAAUUGGAUUACUAAAGCAAUUAGCCGAUCUUCAGAAUACUUUGAAGAGUGUGAAGUUCGUAUCUUCCUCCCGGGCUUACUUACUGGUAAAAGAUCAGCUUGCUAAGGCGAAAGCAUCUGUACUCCAGUAUCAAGUUUUAUAUGAAAAGUUGCAGGUUGAGAAAGAUAACCUUGCAUGGCGGGAAAAGGAGAGUAUCAUGGAAAGUGAUGUAGUUGAUGUCUUCCAUCAAUCCACGAUAGUUAAUGAAUAUAGGAUAGAGGAGUUAGAAAAGGAAAUAGAAAAGCAAGUUAGUUCGAGGCUUUUAAUUGAAACUAAGCUCGAAGAAGCAUCAAGAGAACCUGGUCGGAAGGAAAUUAUUGCAGAAUUCAAAGCAUUGGUUUCUUCGUUUCCUGAUAACAUGCGGAGCAUGCAAGAGCAAUUGACUAAAUACAAAGAGGUUGCUUCUGAUGUUCAUUCUCUGCGAGCUGAAGUUCAAUCUCUUUCAGAUGUUUUUAAUCGAAAGGCGAAAGAGGUGGAAACAUUAUCUGUUAGAUCUUCUGACCAGGUUGCUGAGAUAAAGAAGUUGCAAGCCGUGGUUGAAGAUUUGAAGGAAAGUGAUUUGGACUUGAAGCUAAUUUUAGAAAUGUAUAGAUGUGAAUCUAUUGACUCAAGGGACAUCUCAGAAGCUAGGACUGCGGAAAAUAAAGCGUGGGCUCAAGUUCAGAGCCUAAAUUCUGCCCUUGAUGAGCAAAAUUUGGAAUCACGAGUUAAAAAAGCUGUCGAAGCUGAGGCUACUACUCAACAGAAGUUAGCUGCUGCAGAAGCCGAAAUUGCCGAUUUAAGACAGAAUUUUGAAAAUUCUAGGAGGGAAAAAGUUAAACUUUCUGAUGUGCUGAAAUCGAAACAAGAGGAGAAUGAAGUCUACCUAUCUGAGAUAGAGACUAUAGGACAGGCAUAUGAUGAUGUACAAACUCAAAACCAACAUCUUUUGCAGCAAAUCACUGAAAGAGAUGACUACAACAUGAAGCUUGUUAUCGAGGGUGCACGUGCAAGACAAUUGAGAGAUACAAUUCUCAUGGAAAAGCAAACCAUGUACAGAACAUUUCAACAAGCUAGUUCAUUGGUUGAUUUUUUUGAGACUAAAACUUCCAGGAUAGAAGAUCAGGCAAGAAUGUGCUCAGAUCAAGUUCAGAGACUUGCGGAAGAUAGGGUUCAAAAAUCAGUUUCCUUGGAAAACACACAGAGGAGGCUGUCAGAUGCGAAUAAAUCAUCUCAGCGCAUGACAAAAUUAUUGGAAGAAUCACAAUCUAAGCUUGCAAGAAAGCGAGAUGCUCUUGCCAACCUGCAGAUAGAACUUGAGAAAGAGAGAUAUGAGAGGAAAAGAGUUGAAGAGGAGGUAGAAGUUGCAAGGAGAAAGGUUUUGCGUUUACGGUCAGAAAUAGAAGGAUCACCUGUGGUCCAGAGGCUCCAACAAGAGCUUAAGGAAUACAAGGACAUCCUGAAGUGCAGUAUUUGCCUUGAAAGGCCGAAAGAGGUUGUAAUCACGAAGUGCUAUCACUUGUUCUGUGGCCCCUGUGUUCAAAAGAUCGCCGAAGGGAGGCAUCGCAAGUGCCCAGUCUGUGCGGCAAGCUUUGGGGCCAAUGAUGUGAAGCCUGUUUAUAUUUAAUUGGCUCUUGGGAAACCUCACUAUCUUGUUUUCUUUUUCGCGGUGACAUCAUCAGAUGCAGUUGCUGGUUUGCAUUUGUGGGUACAGGCGGUUUGCCAGUAUAUGUGACUUUUAUUUAUAAAAGAAGCAUCUGACAGGAGAUGGUGGAAGUUUAAUUUUAUGUAUUUGCAGCCCCCUUGCAUAUAUGAAUAUCUUUUACAAGGUGGUCAGAUUUUUUUAAAACAGUUCUGACAUUUGCGUAUCAUGUUCUAUUUAGAGCAAUUAGAUGAUAUAUGACAUCUGUGGAUGAUCAGAAUUGGUGUAGUUAUAGGAGAUAGGAUGUGGGGGACUUGCUGGUGGCAGUGAGUUAUUUUACUACUUAUUCUGUAGGCUUAUACUUUCAGUUUUGCUAGAGAGUUUGAUCAUUUGGAAUUGUUUCUCCCAAAGUUUGGAGCCAAAGGGCACAUCAAAGACAUUAGAUUCAGCUUAAUUGUCUCCCUUCGUAAAUUUUUAUGAAUAUGUUUCAGUGUA